AUGGCAACUCAGUCUCACCAUCGAAUUCUCCAGUGCGCGUUAUUACUUGUGAUUAUCAGUUGUUCUUUUGGUGUCAAUGUCUCAGCCGCCACCAAUUUCUCUAUCGCAGAAGCAACAGUGGCAGAGCUGCAGGCGGCCUUCAAGCAGAACAUUCUGACCUCAAGACAACUCGUUGAGUUCUAUCUCUCUCAGGUUCUUAAAAUUAACUCACGGAUUCGGGGCAUAAUUGAGGUGAACCCGGAUGUGCUCACCUUGGCUGACCAGGCCGACCAGGAACGAUGGGCCGGGUCUCCCAACUCCACGUCUGGGUUGCAUGGCAUUCCAAUACUGCUCAAGGACAACAUGGGUACCAAAGACAAGCUCAACACCACCGCCGGUUCCUUUGCACUGCUAGGUUCCGUCGUCCCUCGUGACUCCGGUGUGGCGGCGAAGCUGAGAGCCACUGGCGCCAUCAUAUUUGGAAAGGCCGGACUUAGCGAAUGGGCCCAUUACCGAGGUGGACCACCGUCAGGUUGGAGUGGUAGAGGUGGCCAGGCACUGAAUCCAUAUGUAAUGUCGGCCGACCCACGUGGGUCAAGCACCGGAUCAGCAAUAUCAGUGGCAUCAAACAUGGUAGCAGUGGCACUUGGGACAGAGACCGACGGUUCAAUCAUCGGUCCGUCCUAUGCUAACUCGGUGGUUGGAAUCAAACCCACUCUCGCACUCACUAGCCGAGCCGGAGUCGUUCCCAUCACUGCCAGGCAGGACACAGUCGGACCAAUUUGCCGCACAGUGUCAGAUGCAGCAUAUGUACUAGAUGCAAUUGCAGGCUAUGACCCUUACGACACCGCAACUUCAACUGCAUCAGAAUUCAUUCCUCCAGGUGGAUACGUGCAAUUCUUGAAUGCAAGUGGACUUAAAGGGAAGAGAUUAGGAAUUGUGAGAAAUCCAUUCUUCAACUUCCCCAAUGGUUCCUACAUGGCUCAAGCUUUCCAGAAACAUUUCCAAACCCUAAGCCAAAAUGGUGCAACUGUAGUAGACAAUUUGGUAAUAGCCAACAUUAGUAUGAUUCUGAAUUCCAGUCUAAGUGGUGAAGCAAUUGCAACAUCAACCGAGUUCAAGGUCACUUUGAAUACUUACUUGUCAGAGUUAGUUUCUUCACCGAUCAGAACACUAGCAGAUGCAAUAGCCUUCAACUUGAACUACUCUACUUUGGAAAUGAUUCCACAAUACGGGCAAUCCCUAUUUUUAGCAGCAGAGAACACUACAGGUACAAGCAAUCCUGUAUAUCAAGCAGCACUAGCAAAUAUGAAGAGCUUGACAGAAAAUGGGUUUGUGAAGCUAAUGACAGAUUAUAAUUUGGAUGCAAUGAUUACUAUGAACGAUACUGUUACUCCUCUGCUAGCAAUCGGUGGAUUCCCAGCAAUUAGUGUUCCAGCAGGGUAUGCACCAAAUGGAGCACCAUUUGGAAUCUGUUUUAAUGGAUUGCAAGGUUAUGAGCCAAGGUUGAUUGAGAUUGCUUAUGCUUUUGAGCAAGCUACUAAGAUCAGGAAGCCUCCUUCAUUCUUAGUAUGA
Messenger RNA from Telopea speciosissima, 1554 nucleotides. RefSeq names its product probable amidase At4g34880. The coding region runs from base 1 to 1554 and encodes 517 amino acids. The transcript has 4 exons. The record is from RefSeq and is a predicted model, not a curated record. Lineage: Eukaryota; Viridiplantae; Streptophyta; Magnoliopsida; Proteales; Proteaceae.